GGCCCCGCCGCUUCCCUCCGCUUCCCGCCAUGGCGCCGUUCGAACCGGCGGCGCUGCCGGAGCUGCUCCCGGUGUUCUACCGCCGGCUCUUCCCGCACGGCGCCUACGGCCGCUGGCUCGGCUACGGCGGCGUGGAGAAGAACUACUUCCAGCUGCGGGAGUUCUCCUUCACGCUGCGGGACGACGUGUACGUGCGGUUCCAGUCGUUCGGCAGCCCGCAGGAGCUGGAGAAGGAGCUGCAGAGGACCAACCCCUACAAGAUCGACAUCGGGGCCGUAUAUUCGCACCGCCCCAACCAGCACAACACGGUGCACCUCGGAGCGUUCCAACCCGUGGAGAAGGAGUUGGUGUUCGACAUCGACAUGACCGACUACGACGACGUCCGGACGUGCUGCAGCUCGGCUGACAUCUGCUCCAAGUGUUGGACUCUGAUGACCAUCGCAGUGCGUGUGAUUGACCGCGCGCUCGUGGAGGACCUGGGCAUGAAGCACCGCCUGUGGGUGUACUCAGGACGGAGAGGUGUCCACUGCUGGGUCUGCGACGACGCCGUACGUAAAUGGUCCCCAGCGCUGCGUGCGGCUGCUGUGGAGUACCUGAGCCUGGUCAAGGGUGGAGCUGAGACGGUGAAGAAGGUGAACCUGUCGGAGCCCGUGCACCCCUUCAUCAGGCGGUCGGUGAGUGUGGUGGAGAAGUACUUUGAGGCGUACGCACUGCAGGGUCAGGACAUCCUGGGCAGCCCCGAGCGCUGGGACAAAGUGCUAGCCCUGGUCCCAGAGGAGCACCGUGAGCUGCUGCAGAGUGAGUUCCCCAAGAAGCGCGACUCAGUGCAGCGCUGGGAGCUGCUGAAGGGCCGCAUGGAGAGGACGCGGCGGUUGGCGAGCAGUGGGAAGGGCACGGCCUGCUAUGCAGACUGGGAGGUCAUGCUGCAGUACUGCUUCCCACGGCUCGACAUCAACGUCAGCAAAGGCAUCGGGCACCUCCUGAAGAGCCCCUUCAGCGUCCACCCCAAAACAGGCCGCAUCUCAGUGCCGCUGGACGUGCAGAGGUUGGAUGACUUCGACCCAUUUGCGGUGCCCACCAUCAGCUCGCUGUGCCAGGAGCUGGACGCAGCCGGCGACGACACAGAGCAGGAGGACGGCGAGGAGACGGAGCCGAAGCGGCGCAUGCGGGACUACCGUCGGACGCAGCUGGCUCCGUACGUGAAGGCCUUCGAGCAGUUCGUGGAGGAGAUGGAGCGCGGGCGGCGCGUGGAGCGGCUGCGGAGGAGCGACCUGCAGGGAGAGUUCUGACCCGCGGCAGCCCCUGGCCUUGGGAGGCCGUUGAUUGACGUCGCUGCUGCUGUGGGGCAGGGAGGCUGACCCCCCCCAUGUCGGUUGCCUUCUCACUUUGUUUUUAUGCUUUUUAUACUUUUUGUACCCAAAAUCCAUUAAAGGGCGCUGCUCA
Molecule: messenger RNA, 1443 nt
Organism: Gallus gallus (chicken)
Lineage: Eukaryota; Metazoa; Chordata; Aves; Galliformes; Phasianidae
Gene: PRIM1
Product: primase (DNA) subunit 1
Exons: 13
Coding region: 30-1289 (419 amino acids)
Biological process (GO): DNA replication, synthesis of primer
Cellular component (GO): alpha DNA polymerase:primase complex
Source: RefSeq, a predicted model, not a curated record